Molecule: messenger RNA, 306 nt
Organism: Microthlaspi erraticum
Lineage: Eukaryota; Viridiplantae; Streptophyta; Magnoliopsida; Brassicales; Brassicaceae
Source: the annotation of a GenBank genome assembly
AUGCUUCAGCCGAUUCUAGAUGUCAAAGAGUGCAUUCAAGGGGAGUUGAGUCUUACCUUAUUCGUUGUCGGGGUGGGUGGUGUGGGACAAUCGUCAAGGUCGAUUGGCUCUGUUGAAGACGUUGGAGGUGGUGAUGCGCCUGUUUUUCUCUUCCGCUUGCUUCUCCUUAACGUUGGCUCCACGGUUUUGCUUGGCGAUGCGGCCUUUGUUGCUUUUGGUGAUGCACAAGAGAGCUUCUCCUUGAGAAUGUUGACUGUCUCGGUGAGCUUCUUGAUCACCUCAUCUUGUUUCUUGCACCACCUUUGA